Molecule: messenger RNA, 2736 nt
Organism: Castor canadensis (American beaver)
Lineage: Eukaryota; Metazoa; Chordata; Mammalia; Rodentia; Castoridae
Gene: Coq8a
Product: coenzyme Q8A
Biological process (GO): ubiquinone biosynthetic process
Source: RefSeq, a predicted model, not a curated record
GAAGGUGACCCGCGAUCCCAGCUCCUGCAGCCGGGGGACGGGAGUGCCCUGGAGGUCUACAGCGGCCUUCCCCGUCUACACGACCCUGGUGUCCACUUGCUCUUCGUGCCGGGUGGGACUUCCCUGUGUGCUACCCUGUGCAUCUCGACGGCAAGCCCUGAAGGAUGGCUGCCUUGUUGGGAGAUGCCAUCAUGGUGGCCAAAGGCCUGGCUAAGCUGACCCAGGCAGCCGUGGAAACUCACCUGCAGCACUUGGGCCUCGGUGGGGAGCUCAUCAUGGCGGCCAGGACCCUGCAGUCCACUGCUAUGGAACAGAUUGGCCUGGUUUUGGGGAAGGUGCAGGGACAGGAUAAGUAUGAAGAGUCUUAUGCCACUGAGGGCUUCGAUGACCUGGAAGCCGAGGUCCAGUUCUCAGGCCUACAGGCAGCUGGAGCCUCCCUGGACUUCUCCGCUGCCUCCACCCCAGGCCAGUCGCCGUCUCCAGCCCUGGGUCAUGCCCACCGCGAGGGCCCGGCUCCUGCCUAUGCUGCCAGCGGAUUCUUUAGGGAAGCUGGGCUUCCAGGCCAGGCUGCCUCCCCUCUGGGCAGGGUCAACGGACGGCUCUUUGCAGACCCCAGAGACUGCUUCUUGGCCAUUGGCGCCCAGCGAAGGUUCUUCCACCAGGACCAAUCCCCCAUGGGGGGUCUCACGGCUGAGGACAUUGAGAAGGCCCGGCAAGCCAAGGCUCGCCCAGAGGGCAAGCCACACAAGCAGAUGCUCAGCGAGCGGGCUCGGGAGCGGAAGGUGCCAGUGACGCGGAUUGGACGGCUAGCCAAUUUUGGAGGUCUGGCUGUGGGUCUGGGCUUUGGGGCCCUGGCUGAAGUCGCCAAGAAGAGUCUGCGCCCUGAGAACUCCACAGGGAAGAAGGCCAUGCUGGACUCCAGCCCCUUCCUGUCGGAGGCGAACGCGGAGCGGAUCGUGAGCACGCUGUGCAAGGUGCGCGGGGCGGCGCUGAAGCUGGGCCAGAUGCUAAGCAUCCAGGACGACGCCUUCAUCAACCCCCACCUGGCCAAGAUCUUCGAGCGCGUGCGGCAGAGCGCGGACUUCAUGCCACUCAAGCAGAUGACGAAGACCCUCAACACCGACCUGGGCCCGCACUGGAGGGAGAAGCUCGAAUACUUCGAGGAACGGCCCUUUGCGGCCGCCUCCAUUGGCCAGGUGCACCUGGCCCGCCUGAAGGGUGGCCGGGAGGUGGCCAUGAAGAUCCAGUACCCCGGCGUGGCUCAGAGCAUCAACAGCGAUGUCAACAACCUCAUGGCCGUGCUGAAUAUGAGCAACGUGCUUCCCGAAGGCCUGUUCCCUGAGCACCUGAUCGACGUGCUGAGGCGGGAGCUGGCUCUCGAAUGCGACUACCUGCGGGAAGCUGCUUGUGCCAAGAGGUUCAGGGAGUUGCUGAAGGACCACCCCUUCUUCUAUGUGCCCGAGAUCGUGGAUGAGCUCAGCAGCCCCCACGUGCUGACCACGGAGCUGGUGUCUGGCUUCCCCCUGGACCAGGCGGAAGGGCUGAGCCAGGAAGUUCGGAAUGAGAUCUGCUAUAACAUCCUGGUCCUGUGCCUGAGGGAGCUGUUUGAGUUCCACAUCAUGCAGACGGACCCCAACUGGUCCAACUUCUUUUAUGACCCUCAGCAGCACAAGGUGGCUCUUCUGGACUUCGGGGCGACGCGGGAAUAUGACAGGUCCUUCACCGACCUCUACAUCCAGAUCAUCCGGGCUGCUGCAGACAGGGACAGGGAGGCUGUGCUGAGGAAGUCCAUAGAGAUGAAGUUCCUCACGGGCUACGAAGUCAAGGCCAUGGAGGACGCCCACCUGGACGCCAUCCUCAUUCUGGGGGAGGCCUUUGCCUCGGAUGAGCCCUUCGACUUUGGCACCCAGAGUACCACCGAGAAGAUCCAUGGCCUGAUCCCCGUGAUGCUGAAGCACCGUCUCGUGCCUCCGCCCGAGGAGACGUACUCCCUGCACCGCAAGAUGGGCGGCUCCUUCCUCAUCUGCUCCAAGCUCAAGGCCCGCUUCCCCUGCAAGGCCAUGUUCGAGGAGGCCUACAGCAACUACUGCCGGGCGCAGGCGGUGCUCCCGGUGGGCAGGGGAAAGCAGGGGUGACGUGCCACUGCCCAGCGAGCGGAUGGCGGCUCUGCGGGAGGAGGCUGCGCGGAGGCCCGGCCCUCGCACGGCUCUUGUGGAAGGGAGUAGAACUGGUGCAGAGCGAGGCGAUGCCACUGUUCUGCCAGACUCUGCCGUGUGCCCCCUCUGAAGUAACCGGAUAAAAGGCGAUUUUCUUCCCUCUCCUUUCCCGCCUGUGAACGCUAACAGGAGCGAGGCGCCUGUCCCCUGAGGCCUUGCUGCCAAGGCUGAACGAAGACACGAAAGACACAAAGAGGCAGCAGCCUAGAAGCCUUUUGCGUCUUGUCGGCCAUGUGGUGUGAGCCUGUGUGUUUCUAGGGGAGGUUUGUGUCUGCCCUUUCCUGCUCCAGGCUGAGGUUCCGAGCUGAGACCAGCAGAUCCAGGACCCUGAGGGCUGGGCUGCCGGGACGGGUCUCAGUGUGGAGACGAUUGGGCCUUGGUAGAGAAGAGCUGCCCCUACCGGGAGGGAAGGCCAGCCAGAUGUGAUGGACAGCCAAGGUCAGCACAGGCUCUGAGGGUUGAUACAAGUCUCGUAAUGACCACAUUUACUUGUUUUGGUUCAAUUAAAAAGUGCUUGUGA